This is a messenger RNA of Notothenia coriiceps (black rockcod), 826 nucleotides long. Its product is annotated as transcription initiation factor TFIID subunit 4B-like. The transcript has 4 exons. Gene Ontology annotation, molecular function: RNA polymerase II general transcription initiation factor activity; DNA binding. Gene Ontology annotation, biological process: transcription initiation at RNA polymerase II promoter. The record is from RefSeq and is a predicted model, not a curated record. Gene Ontology annotation, cellular component: transcription factor TFIID complex. Lineage: Eukaryota; Metazoa; Chordata; Actinopteri; Perciformes; Nototheniidae. The annotation marks the transcript as partial.
GAGGACUGUUGGCAUAGCAAAGUUAGCGAUGUGCGCUCCCAGCUUCGCUUCCUGGAGGAAGUGGAGAGUUUGAAGAAGAAGAGGAAGGAUGACGAGGAGAGAGAGAGGCUGCUGCGAUUGGCCAGAAGUCGCUCUCACACUGAAGACCCACAGCUUCUGCUGCUCAAGCAAAGAGCCAAAGAGAUGCAGCAGAUGGAACAGGCUCAGGUUCAGCAGAGAGAGGCCAACCUCACGGCUCUGGCUGCCAUCGGGCCCCGCAGGAAGAGGCCCCUGGAGCUCACUGAGGGCCAGGUGCCUGUGCUGCCCAGGCAGUGUGUACAGAGAGUGUCCCGGGUCAUGCUGAGGGACCUGCUGCUGUGUAUGGAGCAGGAUCGCUUCCUCCGCCAUUCUCUCACCCUGUACAAAGCCAUGCUCUGAGUUGCUACUUGUGAUAAUUGAAUUGCUUUCAUUAUUAUCCACAGUAAGUCUUUAGUUUUUUUUUUUGCACCUGGAUUAAUAUCUUUCUGUUUAUCUACUAUUUAUUUUGAAUACGUUGUUCAGAACGUAGUGCAGGAGUGUUGGAAAGCAGCUGCUCUCUUAAGCACUUACUUGCUUUUGUUGUUAAUUAAUCUAUGAGUAUGAUUUAAAAAGAUGAGUUAAUAAGAGCUUCUAGGAAACACUAAGUGUUCUAUGAACAGUGUUGAAAAAGUAGAAGUAUUCUCAGUUGAAUUUUUUGUUUUUCGUGUAUUGUUUGACCAUUAAACAUUUUUUUGAAUUCAUCACAUCCUGUUAUCUGUAUUAUCAUCGGUUGUUUUGAGCUAGAGAAGCUCCACAAUGUUAAAAAAAG